Molecule: messenger RNA, 2451 nt
Organism: Leptonychotes weddellii (Weddell seal)
Lineage: Eukaryota; Metazoa; Chordata; Mammalia; Carnivora; Phocidae
Source: RefSeq, a predicted model, not a curated record
GCCACCCCCGCGAGUGGUCGGGCGGGGAGAUCGGGCGGCGCCGAGCUGAGGUGGCGAGAGAAGAGCUCCCGGAUGUGGAGAAGCUGGGGAGAAGGCGUGGGAGGAAGAUGGACUCGGUGGAGAAGGGGGCCGCCACCUCCGUCUCCAACCCGCGGGGGCGGCCCUCCCGGGGCCGACCGCCGAAGCUGCAGCGCAACUCCCGUGGAGGCCAGGGCCGAGGUGUGGAGAAGCCCCCGCACCUGGCGGCGCUAAUUCUGGCCCGGGGCGGCAGCAAGGGCAUCCCCCUGAAGAACAUUAAGCACCUGGCGGGGGUCCCGCUUAUUGGCUGGGUCCUGCGUGCGGCCCUGGACUCGGGGGUCUUCCAGAGUGUAUGGGUUUCAACAGACCAUGAUGAAAUUGAGAAUGUGGCCAAACAAUUUGGUGCCCAAGUUCACCGAAGAAGUUCUGAAGUUUCAAAAGACAGCUCUACCUCACUAGAUGCCAUCAUAGAAUUUCUUAAUUAUCACAAUGAGGUUGACAUUGUAGGAAAUAUUCAAGCAACUUCUCCAUGUUUACAUCCAACUGACCUUCAAAAAGUUGCAGAAAUGAUUCGAGAGGAAGGAUAUGAUUCUGUUUUCUCUGUUGUGCGACGCCAUCAGUUUCGAUGGAGUGAAAUUCAGAAAGGAGUUCGUGAAGUGACUGAGCCUCUGAAUUUGAAUCCAGCUAAACGACCUCGUCGACAAGACUGGGAUGGAGAAUUAUAUGAAAAUGGCUCAUUUUAUUUUGCUAAAAGACAUUUGAUAGAGAUGGGUUAUUUACAGGUUUGUGCCUUCAUUUUGCAAAAAUCUUUUAAACCUUUUUAUAUGUAUAGCUCAGUUCUAAGGAAGACAUGGUAUAGUUCAUAAAGGAAAGUAUCAGUUUCUAGAAGAAAGGCAGUAACUGAUAAGAUUUAUCAUCUGAGGCACUUAUCCUGUAGGCUUACAAUAAACUAAUCUUUGGAAUCCAUUCAGUGAAUAAGCAAGGAAUUCUGCUACAACUAGGAAAUGAAUCAGAUAUUGAAUGUUGUAUACAUGUCCUGAUUUUCAUUUUAUUCCAUUCCAAAUUCUGUUUUUAAACUAUGGUUUGUUACUGUCAGGUUGUGGUUGUACAGUUGAAUAAAAAUCGAUUGCUUUUAAAAAGAGACAAAAAAACAUCGUGGAUGUGGAAGAUCACCAAGCUGGGUGUCAGGAAAGCCAGGAUAUAGUUCUCUAUCUCUAACUAUGUGGCUUUGAAUAUACAUUUUAUCUGUUCUGAAUCUCAUUGCUCUCAUUUUAAAAUAAGGGGGUUGGAUGUCUCUCACAUCUUUAGAGCCUACAUGGUUACAUCAUAAACUACUUGUUCCUUUUAGUUAAUAGCAGUUAUUUAUUCAGCCCUUACUAUGUACCAAGGACUGUACAAAACACUUUCACAUAGGUUAUAUCAUGUCAUGUGCAUAGCAGUGGAAUAAAGUAGACAUUCCUGGUAGUGAUACAUGCUACAACAUGGAGGAACCUUGAAAACAUCGUGCUAAGUGAAAGAGUCCGUCACAAAGGACCAUUUAUGGCAUGUUCCAUUUUAAUGAAAUCUUCAGAAUAGGGAGAUCUAUAAAGACAGGAAGUGGUUAGUGGUUGCCUACGGACAAGGGGAGGGGAGUGAUUGCUACUGGGUAUGGAGUUUAUUUUGGUGAAAAUUUUCUAAAAUUGGAUUGUGGUAAUGGUCACAAAACUCUGUGAAUAUGCUAAAAGCCACUGGAUUGCACUUUAAAUGGGUAAAUUUUAUAAUAUGUGAAGUAUAUCUCAAUAAAGCUUUAAAAAAAAAAAGUAGACAUUCCUGGCCCAGUUUUAUAGAGGAGGGAAUGGCUGCUUUGAAAAAAGGAAGUAAUUGGCUCAGGGUAGUAAGUGGUACUGUUGGGAUUUGGAUUCAGAUCCUUAUUGUUACUCAAAAUCAGCAUUUAAAAAAAACCCUCUACUCGCUAUAGUAAAAAUUCUAAUGUGACUCAUGCUGUGAGGUAAAAGGAUUUUUAACAAUCAUCUGGCAGUAUAUCGGCAAACUGUAGACUGUUUAGUUAAGUUCGAGUAUUCGGGAAAAUUAGGUUUGACACACAUAGAUAGCGCCCUUUCCAAACUCUUUGCUAAGGGGACUGUUAUUUGACGCUUUCCUAAAGUGUGGAGAGCAAUGAAGUAUCUCAUCAUAAGAUUUAUGAAGAGACUGACAAUUCUAAAAAAUGAAAUUUUCCAGUAAUUGAUUUUGACGUUCAAAUUAUCACAGUCAUAGGAAAGGUCUCCCCCUUUGCCCCCAGGCCCCAGGAUCAGGAACUUAUCCCUCCCUUUGCUCACAUGUGAUCCAGACAGUUAUUGUCCACUCCCACCUGUAGUUCAGGGAUCUAAAACAGUUCUUUUAUUUUUUUCAAGAUUUUCUUUCUUUAUUUAUUUGACAGAGAGAGACACAGCGAGA